UGUGGAAGAGCCCUGGGCGGACGAUGGAACUGCACAUUCUGGAACACCGGCUGCAAGUUGCCAGCGUCGCCAAGGAGAGUAUCCCGCUCUUCACCUACGGCCUCAUCAAACUUGCCUUCCUGUCUUCCAAGACCAGGUGCAAGUUUUUCAGUCUGACAGAAACCCCCGAGGACUACACCAUCAUCGUAGAUGAGGAGGGCUUCCUUGAGCUGCCCUCCUCUGAACACCUGAGUGUGGCUGAUGCCACCUGGCUAGCCCUGAACGUGGUGUCCGGUGGCGGCAGUUUCUCCAGCUCCCAGCCCAUCGGUGUGACAAAGAUCGCCAAGUCUGUCAUCGCUCCCCUGGCUGACCAGAACAUCUCCGUGUUUAUGUUGUCCACCUAUCAGACUGACUUCAUCCUGGUGCGUGAGCGUGACCUGCCCUUUGUCACUCACACCUUGUCCUCGGAGUUCACCAUCCUUCGGGUUGUCAAUGGAGAAACGGUAGCGGCCGAGAAUCUCAGUAUCACCAAUGGCUUUGUGAAGCCCAAGAUGGUCCAGAGGCCAGUCAUCCACCCCUUAUCCAGCCCAAGCAACAGGUUCUGUGUCACCAGCCUGGACCCUGACACACUGCCCGCCGUCGCCACACUUCUCAUGGAUGUGAUGUUCUAUUCCAAUGGAGUGAAAGACCCCAUGGCUGCCAGUGACGAUUGUGGCCACAUCCGCUUCUUCUCCUUCUCGCUCAUUGAGGGCUACAUCUCACUGGUGAUGGAUGUCCAGACCCAGCAGAGGUUCCCGAGCCAUUUGCUAUUCACGAGUGCAUCCGGAGAGCUCUGGAAGAUGGUGCGGAUAGGAGGACAACCCCUGGGAUUCGACGAGUGUGGAAUUGUAGCCCAGAUCUCUGAGCCCUUGGCAGCUGCCGACAUCCCGGCAUAUUACAUCAGUACUUUCAAGUUCGACCAUGCAUUGGUUCCAGAGGAGAAUAUCAGUGGUGUUAUCCACGCCCUGAAGGUCAGUCAAGGAGGGAAGCAUUAGAAGAGGCGAAGCUCAUCUCCGGGCUCCUCUCCACCACAGCCUACCUGGGCCUUUUCCCCAACGAAGGUUAUUCUUGCAGUAUUUCCCUAUGGACUGAAAGAUCGGCCCCAGGACCCUAAGGACGGGGCCUCUGGGACACUCCCCUGAUUCCUGACUCCCUCCAGGCCUGAGUCCAAGCCAAGGCCAUCCCCACAUCCACCUCCAGCCUUCCAGCGUCCCCAGCCUUUUCAAUAAUGACUCAGUUUCCCCCCAGUGGGGACGGGCCCAUCUUCCUCCCCCAAAUUCCACCCCAGAAAGUGGUCUCUGAGGCCCGGGGGGCUUGGGAACAGCCCAGGGCCUCACCUACAGCCCACAGCAAACACCAAAGGAAGUUGGCGCCUCCCACAAGACAUUGGGGUCCUGAUGCACCUAGGGACAUCUUAGGAGGUUGGUGGAGCAAGAUUGGGUGUGCAGAGCUGGGGAAGCCUCCGUGAGGAGCCCGCCGCCCCAGGGUGAAUGGUACUAAUAUCAGAGGAACAGGGCCUGGUUCCCUCAGGAUGGUGGCCAGCAGGCCACCCUCAGGUCAUAAAGGCCAUUGAGCCUCAGACAGUAACAGUGGGCCCCCUACGACCAAGCUGGGGAAACCAACCCAAGACCCCAUAACCCCACCUGCUGACCACACAGGGCCUGUGUCGAUUCCCGUGACAACUGCCAAGAGGGGUCCUGGGCCAACCUCCCAACCAAGAGCCCUUGUCCCUGGAGGAGGACGGGAUCCCAGGACACCUCCUUUCCUACCAGCCUAGAGCACCAGCUUCUAUCCGUCCUCUGUUCGCUCUCCCUGGACCCAACAUGGGCAAGCAAAGACUCAGUUUCCUCCUCUCAGCAAUGGACAUCCCCACCAGCCCAGGCCUAGAGUGCCUUGGGCCAUGUCCACCUCCCCAGCUGUCACUUAGACCAGCCUAGAGUUUCCCCCUUCAUCCUCUCUACCCCACUUUUAGGGGACAAAGAGGCCUCAAGCCCCCAGUUCACAUACCUGCCCAAAAUACACCCAGCAGUCUGUGGCCGUGGUGAUACCUGGGAGGCAGCUAUCUUGAGCAUUUGUAGAGAGGGGGGGGGGAAAAAUCACAUUUGCAGUUUUUUUAUUCAGGUUUUUUU
Peromyscus eremicus (cactus mouse) is the source of this 2147-nucleotide messenger RNA. It is a transcript of the gene Castor2, whose product is annotated as cytosolic arginine sensor for mTORC1 subunit 2. Gene Ontology annotation, cellular component: cytosol. Bases 24 to 1013 code for a protein of 329 amino acids. The record is from RefSeq and is a predicted model, not a curated record. Lineage: Eukaryota; Metazoa; Chordata; Mammalia; Rodentia; Cricetidae. The transcript is spliced from 9 exons. Gene Ontology annotation, biological process: negative regulation of TORC1 signaling; cellular response to L-arginine.